This is a messenger RNA of Tribolium madens (black flour beetle), 8637 nucleotides long. RefSeq lists its product as uncharacterized. Lineage: Eukaryota; Metazoa; Arthropoda; Insecta; Coleoptera; Tenebrionidae. The transcript is spliced from 18 exons. Gene Ontology annotation, molecular function: serine-type endopeptidase activity. The record is from RefSeq and is a predicted model, not a curated record. Bases 181 to 7755 code for a protein of 2524 amino acids.
UUUGCACCCUCUGUGUGUAUCACUGUUCUACUACAACUACGUGAAAGCUUGCGGAAUGCGUCCGAACGGUUUUUACGCGGAUGUUAGUCGCUUCUUGUAAUAUUAUUUUCGAGUUUAGAUGUUUCGAGCUUUUUGUUGUUGUCCGGACUUGCGUUGCAAUUUUUCGUUUAUGUGUGCGGAAUGGUGAGAGUGACCAUGUUGCUAUUUACGGCACUUUUUUUCUUGGAAAUGUGCUGGUUCUGUACUUGUCUUGUGAUUAAUCCGGCUAGUUCCGGAGGCUUGACCAGCGGUGAUCCCGCGCCGGGACGGUCGCCGGGGCCCCCGGAUAUUGAGCUCACCACUUUGCUUCUGCCCCAAGAAGUGAACGAGUGCGGACUUCAAGGGGAUGUUAAAGUUCCAACGGAAAAUUUUAUCAACCUCACGUUGGGGCAUAGACUUUUUAUUACAGACCAUUUAGUCGCAGGAAUUGAGUACCAAGUUAACUUGAAGAGGAUACGAGAAGGACCUGUCAUAACAUUCACGAUAAAAUCAACAGUUGAUGACGUUCCAAAGGGAAAAUUUAUCAACACAAUCGACGAAUUAAACUGUUGGCCUAACGUCUUUAAAAGUCACUUGAAUGGGUCGGCAUUAACGCUCAAGUGGACGAUGGAAGACAGCGAGCAGUUCAUGAAAACGAAUUUAACUUUCGAAGUGAAUUACCAAGUGUCAGACGAUCCAUCUGUCUACAGAGUGAUAUAUUCUUUUCCAAUAAGUCAAGAUUGCCAAGUCCGUUUGAAAAAAGAGGAAGCAGUGAUAAGUUGGAGAGAUUUUCCUCACUCUGUCAGCGACUGUCAAGUGUGGUUUCCCAGUCACGAUACAGGCCACAGUCUCGUCAUCGAACUCACUCGUCUCAACGUCCCCUGUUCCAAAGGCUACAUCCACUUUUCCGGCCUCAACAUCACGCUACAUCAGCAGUUCCGCAGCCACCGGCAGGCGCGUCUCUGCGGAAAGCUCGAGGAACUCCCGGAGAGCGACCGGCAUGUCUACUUCCCGUUUUCCCACACUCCUCCGGUUAUGCACACUCAUGGUAAUCCGGUCUUCGCGCUCUCAUACCAUCUGGUCGAUUAUUGUUACAACGUCACCUUCGUGGCGCGAAACGGCUCCUUCGAACUCAAGCCCACGGAGGAGCUACAGUGCACUUUCAAAAUAUAUUUGCCUUAUGGGAACAGAGUGGCGCUAAAUCUGCAGAUCGGGGACAGCACUUCCACAGGGACUCCCGCGACGGACGCCCUUUUGCAGGAUCCAAAAAGCGGCGAGAAAUGUGAUGGUUUACUGACGCAACUCCACGACGGAGACAACACUUGGUCCCACUGCACUAAGCCCGGAGACGCCGAGCGCCGGAUCGAAAUCGUAUCAAGGGGGAAUAAGGUAGUGCUGCGGGUAAAUGUGCGUAGUUCUAAUGGGGGUUCUUUGGGAUUACGGAUGAUGUAUCAUGCCGCGCCGAUUGAAGAGAUCGUGGGUGCGUGCGGAUUUGGGUGGGUGACUCUUAAACAGUUUUGUGUGACGGCUGUGGAGGAGUUUAAACUGCCGUGGGCUCAAGCCGAAAUGGAGUGCAUAAGAAGAGGAGGACAUCUCGCGAGCAUCAGAAGCGACUACGCGCAGAACAUCAUAAAUAAUCUGCUGCUAAACAGCCCUGGGUAUCGGGACCACAACGCCUAUUGGAUCGGUGCGUCUGAUAAAAUGGUCGAGGGUGACUUCCGGUGGUCCGACGGCCUCCCCUUUUCGUUCACGAAUUGGUUUCUCGGAUGGCCUCAGCAUGGACACUACAAUCGACAGCCUAACGACGACGGACUCAGCGAACAAGACUGUGUGGAAGUUAGAAGGAUCUAUUCUCUCCCUUCGGCCUCGGCUAGUGUGGCGUCGGCUUUUAUGUGGAAUGACAGAGAUUGUGCUACGCCUAAUUACUUCAUCUGCGAAAGAUUAAUUAAUGAUGAGCCGUUGGAGGACAAUUGGCCGCCAGAUUGCAAUAGAUCGGUGGAACUAUCCAGACAGCAGCCCCGAGCCGUUGUCUCUAGUCCCGGAUUUCCACGUCAUUAUCCAGACAACACAGAUUGUGACACCGACAUCACAGCGCCUCCUGGUUAUCGACUCGUUUUGGAUUUCGAGGAGUUAGUUCUCGAAAAUGAACCUUCUUGCAGCUACGACUAUUUGGAGAUUUUAGAAAAUAACAACGUUUCUUCGUCCAUAAAUUCAACUUCUGCGCGGCGUCUGUGUGGCGACUGGAGUUCCAAACUAAAAUUGCUUCGAUACGUCAGUAAUGGGUCGAAACUGAAAUUAAGAUUCAGCUCAGAUUAUUCGCAUCAUUUCGGGGGGUAUAAGGCGCGUGUCUCUAUGGAAAGUGCAACGCAAUGCUCUGAUGAUCGCUUACAAAUGUUCAACAACUCUUGCUACCUAUUCGUAAGUUACCCUGAAGUGACUUGGUCGACGGCACAAGAAAUUUGCAAGGGCAAAAAAAGCCAACUAGCGUCAAUUCUAAGUACUGAAGAAGAGCGUUUCAUCACAACGAACAUUCGUAAAUCUAUCGAUUAUCGUACUAGUGCGCUUUAUUGGCUCGGAGGUAAGUCCGAGACCGAUUCUGGCUUUAAAUGGACAGACGGAAAUCCGAUGCAAUAUAUGGGUUGGCUGCCAGGACAGAAACCAGCUGACGAUACAAACGUCAGAUGUCUCGGAAUUCAGUGGACUCCAUCUCCAACACCGAUGCUCCCUAGUGGAUUUUACUGGAAGUCGCGUCGGUGUAGCACCCACGGUGGCUAUGUGUGCAAAAAACCAAGUCAAAUCUCAGGAGUCGGGAUUAACUUUAACAAAACUGUAAACGGUUCAGAGGGUACUCUAACAAGUCCUCAUUAUCCAGACCACUACUAUAACCAUUUGGACUUCUCGGUGAGGAUUAUUGGCCCGGAUAGGACCCGUCUCGUGGUGAAAUUUUUGAAAAUUGAUAUCGAGCACCAAUUGGAAUGUCUGUACGACUUCGUCCAGCUGUCAAGCGGAGGACAAAUCGGCGACGCUGUGAAGUUUUGUGGGACCCAUGACACCGACAUGCAUCGGUUCAACUUUGUGUCGGAGGGCAACGAAGCGGAAUUGAGGUUCCAUUCCGAUUACUCAAUAUCAGGAAGUGGAUUUUCACUGACGUGGCAUGCCGUCGACGUUUCCGCAUGUCCUUUGCAAACUCUCACGGCCAAGGAAGGAGUUUUAACUAGUCCCAACUACCCGGACUUUAUACUGGCCCAUUUAAAUUGUUCCGUGACUAUUUUAGCGCCAAUGGGGAAACGAGUUUGGUUGGAGUUUCAUGAUUAUGACAUCGAAAGGACAGCGUUACGAGGAAGGGGCAAAAAUGCGUUGCUCGAAGUGACCUUAGGGAGGGAGUCCCGACCCUUCGAACCCUUCGAAUCAGAAACCUUACUCACCGAAGGCACUUUCCUCUCGGACGAAGAAAGAUUAAAAAUUAGUCUCCGCACCGGCGAUCGACCCUUGGGUAAGGGAUUCCGAGCAAUUUACAAAAUCAUUACCUCGGCUCAAGAAGAGAAAAUUAUCAAUCUCAAGCAAAAUUCAUCAGGAUUGCUACUCCACCUUAAUUAUCCAAAUAACCCUUCAAUUAAUAUUAAUUUCCUCCAACACUUUAUCGCACCCUUGGGAUGUACAAUAUCCUUGGAGUUUUUUCGUGUCAAACUCAGCGACAAGGAAUGUCUGGAUGGAAAUGGCGCCAUUGAAGUGUACGACAAUUAUUACGACACGAACGGAACCUCCUGGAAAUUAUGUUAUGACGCAGAUACGGAAGACGCUAUCGCUCCCGUGACUCCAAUAUCGAUCACUUCGUUCCUAAAUACAUUACAUGUACGCCAGAAGAGUGGAGUUGUCGGUGUUGCCUUAAACGGAAGUCUUCGAGUUCAACCCGAUCCAGAAUUUAAAGCCAAACUCCUAAAACAUAAAGAUGAUGAAGUGGAGUCAUGUAGCCCAAAUCCGUGCCAAAACCAAGGAAAAUGUGUCACGAAAGAGCAUCAGAAUUUCUGCCAAUGCACCGGCCAUUUCAUCGGACUCUUCUGCGCCUUAACCAAAUGCGAAUUGGAACCGUGUGUUUUCGGAACAUGUCAUUUGACCAACUCAAGUUACUCCUGCCAAUGCAAAACUGGCUACAUAGGACCAAACUGUGAACAAAAACGGAAACCCUGUGAAGGAAAUCCUUGCGAAAGCCGCGGCGUCUGCAUCGAACGCGGAGACAGCUUCCAGUGCCGAUGCCAUGCCUGGUGGGAGGGUUCUCGCUGCGAGAAACGAAUGCUGCACAUCCCAUACAAACCUCUAAGUGAAAGAAUGUUUCAUGAGCCGUUUUGGCUAGGUCUAAUGACCGUCUGCGUUGUGAUGGGUGUUAUCGGAUUAGUUUGGUGUGCCAAGAGACACUUCCCCGAAAAAAUUGAAAAACUAUUGGCCGAAGAAAACGACCGAAAUAGAAGCACAAUAUCUUCACUGAGGAGUUCUUCGGUUCGCGAACAGCUAGCAGCAGCUUCAGGAGCGGCUUCCGUGACGGUGACCCCCAGCCCAGGUCCGACUGCGCCUCGAUCCCUAUUUGGCCGCCUGGGUAUCCGCAAGCCAUCCAUCCUCAGCCUGACCAGUCCACACGCCAGCGGCUACGUUCCUGCCACCGCCCGAACGUUUAGUUUGGACGAUUUGCUAAAACCUCUCCCGAGACGUACACCAUCUCCUAAGAAAAAAAGGAACAACUCAACGCCAACCAAAAAGAAUGCGGCUGAGAAGAAACAGAUUCUCCAGCAAUUAAUAUCGCCUGGUAAUAAGCAAUUGUCUCGCAAAGUAAGCCUCGGUGAACUAAUGCAGAUGAGCGAGAAAAAGAUGAAAGACAGUGGCGAACACAAGCUAGACGCAGAGUCGCGAAUGAAAGAGACGAAAUUUGGCGAAGGUGACAGUGUUCAGAGUGCUUUGAACGAUCCAAAACUAGAGAAAAAAGUAACGUUCGCGCGCUUAUUAAAUAAAGUCUCUGCUGAAAUGAGCUCCGGUUCGGAGAUGGAGCUUGGUAUAAUGCAGAGCAAUCGAUUAGGUUGCGUUUUCGCGCGUCCUUCGAGCACCCCUCCUUCGCCAAACGUUGAUGCAAGAUCUCCUAACAGUACGUCAAGUAACCAAGGUAGUGAUUCGUUCACUAGCUCUGAUCUCGCGAUCCCGAGUGCUUUGAGUUCAAGUAUUUCAGAUUUUUUGAACACCCGAAAGAACAGUAGAUUGCCCAACGGCAGACAAAAACCUGCAAGCGCCGAUUCUAUCCUUGCUAUGUUCCGAAAUUUCUCGGUGAGUUCAGCCGGGGCCAAUUUACCUUCUUCGCUGAAGGUUUCCCCUUCUACGACACCCACCGCUUCGAGUCCUCAAGACGACAUCGUCGGCGAUGACGAAUCGUCCACUUCGUCGAUUCAUACGCCGGUUUCGUUCUCAAGCGGGCCUCCUGAGAGUCCCGUCUUGCACCGACAAAGCCAGAGCACAAUAGAAGUACCCGUUCUUGACCCUCUGAGCGCACACAAAUCGUCUAGCAGCGGCAGUAACUUCCUGCAUCCGCCCACGAUACUCUUAGAGAUACCGAGCACAAUCAACAAGUGCCUUUCGCCCAUUCGGGAGAUGCCUACGCCGUUACCUUCACCGAUACCAUCGCCAGCUCUCACCCCCAUUAUGAGACGCAGUCACAUCUCCUCCUCUCUGGAGGAUGCUGCCGAAAUGAGCGACGACAGAAUGUCAGUAGAGCUUCCCAACAUUUCCAUCAGCGACGGCGAUGACGAAGAUAUGCCGUGCACACAAGACAUUGCUAUCGAUCCCCAAGCAGAAGACGGACUCAUCUUGGAAGAAGCCGCAGCCAUGCAACAGAACUCAACUCGAAAAGCAAAACAUCGUCCUCCGCCUCUUAGUGAACCUACCGAUUCUGAUACCUCCCAAUCACAACCUCUAGUGAUUCCCUUACUCACAAUCCAAACACCUUCUCCAACUCACUCAAAAGCGCCCUCACUUCUCUUCCCCGGCUCUCCUCCACCUCAAAAACCCCACCAUCAUGAACCUUCAUUUCAGUUUCCUCCUUCAAAGCAAAAUCGCAAACUCUACAAAGAUUUGGACAAACCUAAUUCUCUAGACCUGCCUUGUGCACCUCCCAUGAUUACAAUAACAUGCAAUAUGAGUGAAGCAGAAUCAGAUGCCGAGUCUAUGUCUCCUGCUGCUAAAGCCGCAGGACAUUUGGGAGGUGCAUCAGCAGGAAUGACAUAUUUAAGCCCUUUUUCCAUUGCACGGGGCGAACACAACGCCUCAGAAUCUAAUUUAAGUUCUUCCGGGUAUAGCUCAAUGGCAAGUCCAGGUCCUUCUAGAUGCGGUUCUAGCAAUCCUUUGUGUCCCUCCGAAAUGGAAGAUCAAGGGCCUCCCGGAUCGGGACCUUCUCAUCGAAGACCUUCUCCAGUAUUAAAAAACAAUUCCAAUCCUUCUGAACGGUCAGACAUGGAUAAGAAAACGGAAGAGCAAAGAAGAGGACGUUCUGAUUCUGAAACACUUUCCGAUGACCCUCUUUUAGAAUCAAACGAUGAAGGGAUCGGAACUGAUCAUAUCGAGGAGAAAAUCGAAGAAGGUGAUGUUAAAAGUGCGAAAGAACUCGAAGUCUUCAUGGUUAGUGAAAGCGAAAAUACUAAAACUCUUCUAGAUUUGCCGCUGAUUCCACCACCCACAAGACCAGGAAAGAGUAUAGAAGACAACAUGGAGAGGCUCCUCCCGCCUCCCCCUGCACCAGCUGGGAAAAAAACACUACAAUUGCCAUCAAUAGUUGUACAGUGCGACGGCUCCGGAUGUGAAAAACUGCUAAGUCCGAUGAGUUCGCGUAGUGAAAGUCCUUUGAGUGAUCGUAGCGGUUUAGAUCGAUUCUCCCCGCACUUCUACGGCAGACACAAAGAUUUACUACCUUUCACGGAUUCGGAUGGACUUUACGACUUCUCCAGUACCGAUAAAAUGAACGUAAUGAAAAUGACGCAACAUAAAAAGACGAGCAGGAAACGCGAUAAAAAACUGGUGAGGCAUUGUAAGACACCGAGUCCUACUAAACCCACAAACCCUCUUUUACCGCACAACCAUCUAGACGUUCCCAGUAAAGACACCUUUUACAAAGUUCCGCCACCACGUAAAUUGAGCCCGAAAAGAAGGGCGACGCGAUCACAAAUUGUUAGCUCAAGUUCUAGUUCCGAUAGUAUUCAUUCGAAUCGCGAAAUUCGGAUGUCUUCUUCUAGUCCUAGUCCUGAUACUAUAAGGUGGUCUUCGCCGAUUGAUUGGCUGGAUGAAAAAUGUCAACAAAAAGUACAAGAGGAAGACAAUUACGACGAUGCCAGUAGUGCGAUGAUACCAAAGCCGGCCGAUGUUUCCAGGCAUCAAAAGAUAAGCAGAUUAAGGGCAAUUAGUCAUCAAAUAAGAUUUUUAAGAAGAUUAGAACUUAGUUUAAAACGAAGAGAACGUACGGUCAGCCCGUCGGACAGUUUAGAUAGCGGCGGCGACGACGAUUCUCCCCGAGCGACGUCUCCUUUACUACAACAAUCGAAAAGUGGAAAAGUUGAGAUCCAAAAAAGUAGUAGCAUAGGAAAACUUCAUAGUAGUCAGAGUAGCAAAACAAAGCGAGGAAAAUACAAGCGCGGUGAACUUUUACUUCCACAGCACGAAGAAAAAUCGUGGAAAAGAAUAGUUAUAACAGGAAAUGGUCAUUCUGACUAAGUGUUUUAAGAAAUGACACUAAAAAGAAAAAUGUACUGAUAGCUAAUUAACGAAAAACGAAUAAAUCAAUAUAUUCUAAAACAUCGAACAAUCAUAAAUGUACAUUUUAACCUAUGAUCGCAAUAUUUUAAAAAGUGAAUAAAUCCUGAAGCUUGUUAUACUUAUAAACCAUUUAUCGAAUUUACAUAUAAGUAUGAUUAAUAAUUUAAUGCUCAAAAGCGCGUUGUUGUUAAAUGUUGCACAUUGUUUAGGUUUCAUUCAGGCCCUAAAAUUACAAAACGGCUAAACAUGGCAUUGAUCGAUAAACUGAAGCAAUAUUUUUUUAAAUAAAUUUGCUGUAAAAACCCCACUUCGAAUUGUUAUUGCUUUGGUUUCUCAAUGAGUGCGUAACACGUUAUAAAAUUGUAAUAAAUGUAAAUAAUGUCGUCCAUAACUUUCAAUGAUUCCAGCGAGGAAUAACCACGGAAAUCAAGCUAACCUGGUUCAAGACGAACACAUAGAACGGCUUGUAAAUGAGACUGAUUUUCUACUAUAUUUAAAUUUUAGCCACGGUUUCGUUCGUUACAUUUGCACUAUUCAUGUCCAGUCCCACCCCCUACACGUUAUUGUCAUACGGGUAUCGUUGUUUGUUGGUACCACUGUGAUAGAACCAUUACACUGUAUGUAACUUCUACAGCAAUAUUUUGAAGGGAGCAAGAAGUCUUUUGGCACAAACGAGCAAUUAUGUAGUAUUGCACACUACUACCUAUUAAUACUUUCUUUGUAACUUACUAUAACUUUAAGAAAAUGUCUUUCAUUACGCCAUGCGUCUACUCUAUAUAUUUUCUAUGUUGUUUAUUUGCUGUAUUCAUCGAAAUUUUAAUAAAUUGCUUGUUUUCUUAA